CUUCCCCCAGCUCCUCGCCGGCCCAGCAGCUCUCCUUCCUGCAGAGUGGCCUCCUGAGCACCCUCUACCUGCACAUGCCCGACUGCCCGGUGCCCCUGCUCCAGUGGCUGUUUCAGCUGCUGACAUGGCCUCCAGAAACGUCUUUGGGAGCCUUUGGUCUUCUGUGGGAUCUCAGUGUGGAUGAGCUCUUCCUUCAGUCCGAUGAAGACAUGCACCUGUGGUGCCCCUCAAUGCAAGAUAUCAGGGAGGCUUUCCACAGCCUGGGUGCCUACAGUCCUGCCCUCUACCCUCUGGGGCCCUUUUGGCACAGUGGUAGGGUGCUUCCAGGCGAGGCUGGCCUGAGUGAGAACGAGCAUCAGGACGCUCCCCAAGAGGUAGCCUUGGACAUCAGUCUCAGCCACAUCUACAAGUUUCUGUCGCUGUGUGCCCAGGCCCAGCCGGGGGCCUACACUGAUGAGAACCUCAUGGGCCUGAUUGAGCUGCUGUGCCGCACCGGCCUGGAUGUGGGGCUCUGCCUGCUGCCCAAGACCGACCUCCAGCAGCUUCUGCUCCUGCUCUUGGAGAACAUCCAGGAGUGGCCAGGAAAGCUCCAGGAGCUGUGCUGCAUCCUGAGCUGGGUGUCCGACCACCACCACAACCUGCUAGCCCUCGUGCAGUUCUUCCCGGAUGUGACCUCUCGGAGCAGGCAGCUUCGAAGCCAACUCAGCCUUGUCAUCAUUGCUCGAAUGCUGGGCCAGCAGGAGACGCUCCCUCUCUGGCAAGAGAGGACCCAGCUAUCUUUGCUUGGCCGGCUCCUGGGCCUCAUGAGGCCAUCAUCUCUCAGGAAGUACCUGGAUUCUGUGCCCUUGCCACCCAGCCAGGAGCAACAGCCAAAGGCCAGUGCCGAACUAGACCACAAGGCCUGCUACCUGUGCCACAGCCUCCUGACGCUGGCCGGGGUGGUGGUCAGCUGCCAGGACAUCUCUCCAGACCAGUGGGGCGAGCUGCAGCUGCUGUGCAUGCAGUUGGACCGCCACAUCAGCACGAAGAUCCGGGAGAGCCCCCAGGCCAUGCACCGCACCAUGCUCAAGGACCUGGCUACCCAAACCUACAUCCGUUGGCAGGAGCUGCUGACCCACUGCCAGCCCCAGGCCCAGUACUGCAAGUGCUGGAAAGAUCUGAAGAAGCAGGGUCAGGACAGCCCAGGGCUCCUGGCUCCAGCAGGAAGUGAAUAGACUCAAGGAACUGGAAGAAGCAAAGAAUCAAGGCCAGAGGAGGCCACAUGCUGACCAGCCUGAUGAAGCAAAAGCCGGCCACCGCCCCUGACCUGCGCUCCUCUUGGCAAGGGAUGGGCCUCUGCCUGGCCCACCCCUCAGGCUUCCCUCCUCCUAGCCAUCUCCUCUUCCCUAAGGCCUAUGUCUCCAUAGCUCUGGUUUCCCUGGGCCUCAGUCCUCCCCACCCUCCUUCCUCUCUCUCCCUGUCACUAAUGUGAGGUUUCUUUGUGCACAUUAAAGUCUUCUUUCAGCAUC
Messenger RNA from Saimiri boliviensis boliviensis (Bolivian squirrel monkey), 1508 nucleotides. RefSeq names its product family with sequence similarity 178 member B (gene FAM178B). NCBI's taxonomy places the organism in Eukaryota, Metazoa, Chordata, Mammalia, Primates, Cebidae. The record is from RefSeq and is a predicted model, not a curated record.